This is a messenger RNA of Symbiodinium sp. CCMP2592, 825 nucleotides long. Lineage: Eukaryota; Dinophyceae; Suessiales; Symbiodiniaceae. The record is from the annotation of a GenBank genome assembly.
AUGGCUGUCUCUCCCUUCAACCAUGCCGUUCUCGCCCUGACUUGCACCUUCAUGGUGAUGAGCACGCUGAGCUUGAGCUUGAUGGGCAUGGCAAGGAAAGAUGCAACUGCGGCCUUCAACCGCAUCGCUGUGAUGGUGACUACAUGUGCCUCCAUCGCCUACUUCCUGAUGAGCAUGGGGAUGGGCAUCCUGGAGGAUGAGAAUGGAAUGCGAGUUUACUGGGUUCGAUAUGUUGAUUGGUGCUUCACAACGCCAUUAAUGCUCCUUGAGCUGGGCGUCAUUGCUGGAGCAGACAACUGGCAGACAAUUAUGCUCAUUGUGAUUGACGAGCUGAUGCUGCUUUUCGGCAUUGCGUCCUCCCUGAGCUAUUCAGGCAAGUGGCCGUUCUUCAUGCUGGGUCUGCUGUCCUUUGCGGGGGUUGUGCUGAAGCUCUUCUUCAGCCUCACAACCAAAGCGGAAAAGCUGGGAGGCGAGGCCGAGAUGCUUUUCAAGUUUGUCGCCAAUCGCACAGCAGAAAUUUGGUGCAUCUAUCCUGUGCUCUUUGCCCUUUGCGAAUGUACAAAAACACUGCCGGAGGAGGUUGAGGUCGCAGGCUACGCCAUCGCCGACGUGAUCGCCAAGUGCGGCAUUCCAAUGAUGGUCUGGGUGUCCACAGUGACGAACUCCAGAAAGCUGGGACUCGGCCUGAUUGAUGGGGACCAAGCGGCAGCGGAGGAUGUGGAGGACCAUUCAGAAGUGGCUGCAGCCUAUGAUCCAGAGCUGGUGAAGUCAGAAAUCGUCUCGGAUCCCGUGAAGUCGGAAAUCGCGUCGGAUCCCCUGCAGUGA